GGGUGGCGGUGCUAUAUAUAAGUAAAGGGAUAGUGUUUGUGGAGGAAGGAAAGAUCGCUUUCUGUCAGAUCCGAUCAACUUCCUCUGAGAGAGGGGGAGAGGUGAGAGGAGGAGGCCAGUUUCAUCAAUCCAUCUGUUGAAUUGGUUAUAAAUUACUAUAACAUACAGAGGUAAUUUGGCUGCUACAGUAGUAUUUUCUAUUUGAAAAACACUACUAGUAGUCGAUCAAAUUGAGUACUACUGACUCUUCCAAAUCAUUGCUGAAUUCAGUUGAUUGAUCUGAUUAAAAAAUAAAUAAAUAAAAGAAAGUGGCAAUCUUUCGACUUGGGGGGCUUGGGAGUACGGAUACGUACUCCUCUGAUUGUCAAUCAUCUCAUCAGGAAAAGAAGAAGAUCAAGGAGGAGGAGGAUAGGAUAGAAGUGCAUUAUUAUUAUUUAUCAUUUUUUUUCUCAAUAUACAUCGUCCCCUUAAUUAAUUAAAAGGGAGAAAAAAAGGAUUGGAAGAGCUGGAGUCGGUGCAAGGUAAUCAGGCAGCGGGCGGAAACGGUCAGAUCCGAUACCGGUCUCCAUCGGCCGCGGAGCUUUUGGAUGCGCAGACGCAGCAGCAGCAGCAGCAGCAACCGCUGGACAACAACAACGGCAGCUCCACUCCAAUGGAGAAGAUGCUAAAACGGAACAGGCAGCAGCAGCCUGAUUACUAUUAUCAUUCCCUUUUGGACAAGAUCCAGAGGUAUCGAGGUGUCUUCCUCGUCAUUUCCCUCCCUCUUCUUCUCGUCAUGUUUGUCCUCUUUCUAAUGCCUGCCCGCUCCCCUUCCGAUUCUCUCCCCCGCAAGUUCUCACCCAUGAAUGCCAAUGCCAACGCCCGCUCCUACGCUGUCAUCUUCGACGCUGGCAGCUCUGGCAGUCGGGUUCACGUCUUCUGCUUUGACUCCCACCUGGAUCUUGUCCCCAUCGGUAAAGAUCUUGAACUUUUCGAACAGAAAAAACCGGGUCUCAGUGCAUAUGCGAAUGACCCUGAAGCUGCUGCCAAUUCCUUACAGGAGCUUCUCCAGAAGGCCGAAGCUGUUGUUCCCCCAGAAUUGCGUCAAAAAACACCGGUCAGGGUUGGGGCAACUGCAGGUCUAAGGCAACUGGAAGGAGAUACCUCUGAUAGGAUUUUGCAAGCGGUUAGGGAUUUUUUAAAGAACAAAAGCAGCCUCACGUCAAAGGCAGAUUGGGUCACAGUUAUUGAUGGCAAUCAGGAAGGUGCUUAUCAGUGGGUGACCAUCAACUAUCUCUCGGGGAAAUUGGGAAAAAAACAUUCCCGUACUGUCGGCGUGGUCGAUCUUGGUGGUGGAUCUGUCCAAAUGGCUUAUGCUAUCUCAGAAUCAGAUGCUGCGAAGGCUCCAAAAUUACCAGAUGGAGAGGAUGCCUAUGUCCAGGAAAUGUAUCUGAAGGGGACAAAAUAUUACCUUUAUGUGCACAGUUACUUGCACUAUGGCUUACUAGCAGCUCGUGCUGAGAUAUUGAAGGCUGGUGUAGAAUCCAGUAAUCCAUGCAUCUUGGCAGGCUUUGAUGGGUCUUACAAAUAUGGAGGGAAAGAAUAUCCAUCAUCCGCUUCACCAUCUGGUUCCAGUUUGGAUGGAUGUAGGGAAGUAGCUCUUAAAGCUCUCAAAGUAAAUGAUUCAGCGUGCACCCACAUGAAAUGCACAUUUGGUGGGGUAUGGAAUGGUGGAGGUGGGGAUGGUCAAAAGAAUCUCUUUGUUGCAUCAUUUUUCUUCGACAGAGCUACUGAGGCUGGUUUUGUUGAUCCGCUUGCUCAUGUAGCAAAAGUUCAUCCAGUUGAUUUUGAGGAAGCUGCUAAGCGUGCUUGUCAAACCAGGCUUGAAGAUGCCAAAUCUACAUAUUCUCAUGUGGAGCCUGAUAACCUACCGUACUUGUGCAUGGAUCUUGUGUAUCAGUUCACCUUGCUUGUAGAUGGGUUUGGCCUUGAUCCUUGGCAGGAGAUUACUUUGGUGAAAAAGGUUGAGUACAAAAAUUCCUCAGUUGAAGCGGCGUGGCCACUUGGUAGCGCAAUAGAAGUUGUGUCAUCUUUGACAUAGCCACCGCAGAGAGUUGAUUGCAGCAGUUUGUGAUUCUCUUGCUUAAAUUUCAUCAUAAUGGGUGUCUACAGUUCAAAAUCGCUUUAUGCUUCUCGCUAGAAAUCCUUCCAUGACAAAAAUGAGAGCAAGUUUUGUAUUGACAUAUUGAAUAAUGACUACUACUUACCCAUUGAUGUAAUGUUUUCUGAUAGUGAAACAUGAGAAUCUGAUACACGACUUAUAAAGAAUGUGUAGUGGAAUAUUUUAGGGAAGGAAAAAAAAAAAAAAGAAACUAUUGAUCCUGAA
This is a messenger RNA of Coffea eugenioides, 2365 nucleotides long. RefSeq names its product apyrase 2-like. Bases 653 to 2080 code for a protein of 475 amino acids. NCBI's taxonomy places the organism in Eukaryota, Viridiplantae, Streptophyta, Magnoliopsida, Gentianales, Rubiaceae. The transcript is spliced from 9 exons. Gene Ontology annotation, biological process: nucleoside diphosphate catabolic process. Gene Ontology annotation, cellular component: membrane. The record is from RefSeq and is a predicted model, not a curated record. Gene Ontology annotation, molecular function: nucleoside diphosphate phosphatase activity.